Messenger RNA from Mus musculus (house mouse), 5798 nucleotides. RefSeq names its product arkadia (RNF111) N-terminal like PKA signaling regulator 2N (gene Ark2n). Gene Ontology annotation, biological process: negative regulation of DNA-templated transcription. The transcript has 4 exons. Bases 1632 to 2147 code for a protein of 171 amino acids. NCBI's taxonomy places the organism in Eukaryota, Metazoa, Chordata, Mammalia, Rodentia, Muridae. The record is from RefSeq and is a predicted model, not a curated record. Gene Ontology annotation, cellular component: nucleus.
CACGAGGACCUGAGUUUAGUUCCAGGGAACAGAAGCCAGGUGAUACUGAAAAUGUCUAACUUCGGUUCUCUUAUUUUGGAGGACCCCUAGGGCUUGUUAGUUAGGCAGCAUAGCCUACUUGGAGAGCUACAGGCCAGUGACAGUUCUUGUUUCAAACCUACAACAAAAGGUGAAUGAUGCCUGGGAAAUGACACUCAGGGUUGGUGCAUUUGCAUCUAUGUACACAAGGUGUGUGUGUGUGCACGUGUGUGUGCAUGUGAGUGUGCGCAUGUGUGCGUCUGUGUGUAGAGACUGAUUGAUUAGAACCUGUUCAUAUAGGAGCUUAGUGUAGACCUAGCACGGUGUAUUGUGUGACUGGAAAUUAAGCCAGAACUUUGUGCAUGCUAGGCAGGUACUUGACAACUGAGCUAUCUCCCUAGCUUUGGGUUGAUGUUCUUACAUAAAAGGUGGUUGGCAGACUUCUUGAUUUAAAGACUUUUCUUGCUUUGUAAUUGCAACAAGUUAUAAGACAAAAAUAUUUCUCUUAACUGGACAUAGUGAUGCAUGUCUAUAAUCCUACCUGUCAGGGUCCUCCCCCAAAAGCAAUUAGUGAGGGAAAGUUGCACGUGAAUAAACUACAUACUGAUAUUACUAACUAAUUGUGUUCAGUUUACAUGUAUAAGGAGAUACCUUUAAUGUUUUAUAGAAACUAACAAAUUCAUUCAUUAUGUGCUGAUUUUUAUGGGUGUGAUUGGUUUCAGUAGACAGAUGGGAAGAUAUAUUUUGAGUAGCCUUGUUUGUGGUAUGGAAUAUGCUUAUGCUAAUAAUUGAAUCUUAAAUCAUUAAUGUUUCCAUGCAGGCCUAUUGAAGUGAAUAUUUUAAUAUUCUUGGAAGUUAAGACAAUUUCUAAGUAGGAAUUGAGUUGUUCAGUCAGCAUAGAGGAAUAAUCAAGAGGGCAGGAGGAGGGUCCUCAUUUGCUCUGCUGUGGUGAACUGACAGUGUUCGACCUUUCAGUUAACACACUGAGUUUUUAUAAAAAAGCAGAUAAAGGGUUAGAAAAUGCCUCAGUGGGUAAGGUUGCUUUUGCAAAGCCUGACCCAAGUUCGACCCUCAGAACCCACAAGACGGAAGGAGAAAACUGGUUCCUGCAAGUUGUCUUCUAACCUGUCCAUGCAAAUGUGUGCUCUCACACACUCCCAUAGUAAAUGUAAUAAAAUAGUUACAUUCUGUGAAGCCAGAGAACCAAUCUGUCACAAACUGUCACCAUUAGUUAACUAAUAUCACAUACUUUUAGAGACCAUACCCUGGUCUCAGUGCCUUACAGUUACUCAGUCUUGGCUUCCUAAUGAUUGUGUCAGAGGAUCUUGGAACACAAAACCCUUUUAACCGUGCUUUCUCACUGAAAGUCAAAGUUGGAAAAGUAAUUUACUAAAGUUUGUAUAGUUCUAAGUUGUCAUUAUCUGAAUCCAUUGGAAAUGAAAACUGACAGUGAACAUAGUUUAACUGUUAAGUAUGAUUAAGAUAUGAAAAUAUUGAUGUCUUUGUUUAUGAUAAAUACUAAAUUUAAGCUAAGUUAUAAGGUGUGCGGUUUGGAAAUAUGGAAGAUACAAGAAUGAAGCCAGAUAACAAGUUUAUACUUGUAUUUUCUACUGAUGAAGACUUUCAGACAAGUUAUUCCCAUGGAUGGACCUCCAGUUGUAGCUCAUUAUGAUAUGUCUGACACCAGCUCUGACCCAGAAGUGAUAAAUGUGGACAAUUUAUUGGCGGCUGCAGUAGUUCAAGAGCACAGUAAUUCAGUAGGCGGCCAGAACACAGGAGCUACCUGGAGGACCAGCGAGCUUCUAGAGGCAGGUCAUUUGGAUCCAGGAUUCCUGGCAAGUGACAAGACAUCAGUUGGCAGUGCACCACUUAACGAAGAAAUUAAUAUCGCCUCUUCAGAUAGCGAAGUGGAGAUUGUGGGUGUUCAGGAGCACGCAAGGUGUGCUCACCCCCGAGGAGGCGUGAUCCAGAGUGUCUCUUCCUGGAAGCAUGGCUCUGGCCCGCAGUAUGUGGGCUCCCGGCCCGCACAGUCAUGGACUGCUGUGACCCCGCAGCAGACGUGGGCUUCGCCAGCAGAGGUCGUCGACCUUACCUUGGAUGAGGAUAGCAGACGCAAAUACCUACUGUAAUGCAGUGUCACUGUCCCUCUGCACUGUUCCUUCCAGCGCCUCUCUGUGACAUGGAAGUUCAUUUCCUAGCUUCAGCUUCCGAAGCUGUGUGUGGCAUUUGUGGGAUGGAAAUUCAUGGUAACUCCCCCUUUUAUUAAAAUAAUUCACUUAGGAAAAUAACUUAGCACAGAGAAAUAAUUUUUUCUUUUCCUCAACAAGAAAAUGAGAAUGGUGGAUUUUAUUAGGCAGCUUCAUUUUGCUCGGUGACCUACCUUAAAGUCACUCUCCAUUUAGAAUAAUAUUUUACUUACUAGGCAAAAUGGAUUUCAGGUUUUGAGUCUUAUAUUUAUUUUUCUGUAUAAUGAAUUUAAUAUCUAGCUGUGACCACUCUCUGUCUGCGUCACUGUCACCCCUGGUCUUGGGCAUUUGCACACUUAUCAGUCAGGACCUCAUUGGCACCUGGUAGGGCAUGUGCAUUUAGAAAACCCUUCCUUAGAUGUGGAAGACAGAAGUAUUAUAAAAUAUAUUUUUCCUUUAGCUUACUUCUUCUGCCUUCUUUCCUGACACAGCUCUUUGUCUGUUUGCCAUAACACAAAUAUUUGAAAUGCCCCCUUUUAUUUCCAAAUACUAUUAAGGGGACUCAGUUGGUCUCUUUGUUGCAAUAAUUCACAAUUGUUUGAGACUAUCUGGAUAUCUGAGGAGUGCAUUGAGAGAUCAGUGGGAAAUCUGUACCUCUCAACUUUUUUCUCCUGGUUUAUUCAAACAGUAAGCAGACAUGGAAACCUGUUCCUGGAGCAGGGCGACUGUAAAAGGCCGGGUGGCAUCCGGAUAUGUAGGCACUUGCAAAUCUGAGCGCACAGUGCCUUGUCUCAUGUCUGCUUGCUCCAUAGAGGGUGUGACCACUGUUUAACUGGACCCGGGCUGUGUUUGAGUAGUUUUCUUCUCUGCCUUCUAAAAAUAUGUAUACAAGAGAAAUCAAAAUAUACCAUAAGAAAUCAGAUGCAAAGCACAUUGAUAGUACUGUCUUAACAGUAUUUAAAACAAUUAGUAAAGGGUCAUAGAAACUUCAGGGACUUUAGGAAAUGCCAGCAGAGGAAUUUUGUGGCAUCACUUACUACCUUUUUUCCUAUAAUGUUGUAGUUACUAGUGAAGUACUUUUAAAAAGCAAUACCUAGAAUUAGAACACUAUGUGUUGUGCAGAGGGGGAGUGAAGUAAUAUUGGCUCAGAAGACAUCACAUGUUUCUGGUUUUGUUUUCAUGCGGUGUUGCUAUGUUCUUUGCCUUCCCUCCUCAAAUACCUUGGUGACAUCCUCAUUACAGGAUGAGACCCACCACUUUUAUUCAGUGCACACACAUUGACCAAGGACCUACUCUGUACAAAGCACUGUGCAGGGUGGAUGUUUGGAGGCCCUGAGAAGAAUGAGACACAGCCUGCCUGCAUGCUCCUGCAUGGGUCUGCCUGGCUCCAUCUGCCUGGCCUUUCUGUUUUCUUACAUGAAGACAGGUUUAUUCAUUAUUCUCCUGGUUGUUCAGUUCUUGUGUAGACUCCUUCUGUAGGGAUGCAUUUGAGCAUGUGCUCGAUGAUGUUGUCUGGCGUAAUCUCAUUUGACCUGCCCUCUGCUCACCACCUUCUCAUCUUUUCUUCAGUCUACUACUGUCCUGCUAACCAGGCUGUAAAGCCAUGAUCUCCAGUGUCAGUGCAUCAUUGCUCACUCUCCUAGAUAGAAACCAAAGACCCAGAGGCCAGAGCAAAACAGAGCUUCUGGAAACUCACUGCUGGGUUAUCUUUGCACUUUCACAUCUUGCUUUAGGAUUAAUUUAUUGAGUUUUACUGUUACACAUUUUUUUUUUUUACUUGAAUUAAAAUACUCAACAAAGCAGAAACAUAAUUUCUGGUCUGUGUUUUCCAGAAAAUCAUUGGUAAGAGAAUACAGUGGAGGGUAUGACUUGAAGUUUUUGCAGCUUAUAUCUAUCUCCCCGAAUGGCACAGCCCCAUUUUAAAGAAUGUUUUCGCAUUACUUAUUUUCAUGUUAAAAAUGUUCUGUUCAAGUCUACACAACAGAUAGUUUCCCUGACAUUUUCUUUAGUCUUUUUAGCCAUCCCCUUUCUUUGGGUGUGCUGCGGACUGGGUUAGAGGGGAGUUGCAGCCAGGCUCUUUUCUGGCCCUUUAUCUUAGGUUGCACACAGAUGCUCCUGGUAUCCGACCCUGACUACUUGAUUUGGUGCAUCAGAACGAGCGUUAGACAUUAAUAUGCAAGUGAAGGGAAGCUUGGGGCAGUCUGCUCUCUCUAGCAAGUAUGGAACUUUCCCACUUCCCAUCUCAUAACCAAUUAUGGGGGCAGUUGAACUCCUCCGUUAUUACUACAUCCAGGAGAGUGGAAAUGUGAUUUCUGGCAAGGUAUUAGUCAAAUUCUGUGACAUACAACUCUCAUACAUUGGAAAUUUCUUUAAAAGUAUUGUUUCCUAAUCAGACUUUUACAUUGGUACCAUGAGUUCUUUAUGCUUUGCCAAGACAUUGUUUGAGGGAUAUAGUGGGAUCAUAGAUUGGUUUAUGCCAUAAAUGUGAUUAAUUCCCUUCCCCUCCCCUCCAAUUUGAAGAACCAGAACCAGAACCAGAACCAGAAGCAGAAGCAGAAACCUGGCUGUUUGUCACUGGCGGUUCUAGUGCAGCUACAGAGCCGUGGUUCUCAACCUGUGGGUCACGGCCCCUUUAGGGGCGAACGACUCUUUCACGGGUUGCAGCGUCAGGAAGGUUGAGAACUAACUGUAGACUAACGGACGCCAUCAGUAUGAGAGAUCAGCCCUAGCAUGCGCUUGUCAGCACAGUUCCAAAGCAUGACCUGCCUGGUUUGCUAGUUCAGUCAUUUGUUCACCUACUGUUAGCAAAUUAGCACCACAAGGAAUUUAAGACAGAUGUUGCCUGCUUCUUUUGUACUGUGUCACGGGCUUGCAAAAGCCUGGGGCACAAUUUAGUCUUAGUUUUGACUUUUUUUUUUUUUUUUUUUUUUUUUUUUUGUUAAAGGCAAAGAGCCGAGCCCCAAUUCCUGUUUCCCUGUAUGUGUGUGAUGUGACUUCCAUGUGUAUAUAAAACUAUUGCACCCUAACCAAACUUCCUCAGACUGUGCACUGUUUGUUGAAAAUAAUCACGUAUUUUAGUUCAAUGCUGUUGUAUUUUUUCUUUUUAUUUAAAACACUACUUAUUCUCUAACAAAUUUCAAAGGGUAGUGAUCUAAAAAAAUCACUGGAAACUAGGAAAUGUUUCUGUUGUUGCUUUGUUCUUUAAAGAGUGCAAAGGUCACGGAAUCUUUUGCUCUUCUUACCUUGAACAUGAAUUGUCAGCCAUUGUGUGGCUAGGAACCAGUGCACUUGGCGUUCACAGAUCUGCUGUUGCUGGGACUGAGCGUGGACUUGAUGCAGUGACAACAAAUCACUGCGUAGACGGAAUGUUUUCCAAAUGUGCAACUCAAGUUUGUAAAAUGAAUUUGGUUCUUUACAUCAUUAUUUAGGUUUUGUUUCCAUUUAGUAUUUAAUGGUCUUUGGAGAAAAAAAAAACAGAGUGUUAUAUAUAUAUUUUUUGGUGCAAGAUAAGAUUUUGUUUUUUGAAAUAAGUCUGUAGCAUAAAGGUUAAACUAUUUUAAGAUAAAAUAAAAAUAGAGUGUAUUUAAACAGUGA